AUGAGUACGGGAUUGGGUAGACUAUUAGAAAUCGGAAUAUUCGUUGGAAGUUUUGUUUUAAUUUGGUAUUUAACGGGAGAAAAACUUUUUAAAAGAAAACGAAAAAUCGUAAAAGAUAAUAUUUUACUAAUAUUACGACACUUGUGUUUUGAAAUAUAUAAAGUGCUAAAUGAAAGCUCAAAAACAACUAAGCAAGUUUAUGAUAUGAUAAAAAGUGACCCCAAUGCGGCUAUAGAUGUGAGCAAAUUAGAAGAAGCUAUACUUAAUCAAGGUUAUAAAAAGAAAAUAGAAGAUGUAGAAAAACAAGUAUUAGAUAAAUUUAAUGUAACUGCAGAUGAUUUUUAUGAUGAAUUAAAAAAUUAUGAUAAAGAUGCAGAUGUUCAAAAAUCGCUUAAUUCAAUUAAAAAAAUGUAUAAUGAAUCAUUACUUGGAUUUGCUCCUAAAUUACCAAGUAUAGAUGAAAAUAUAUCAAAAGAUGUGAUAAUAAAUUUAACUAAUUUAAUAUAUAAAGAAAAAAGAAAAAUAUAUAAAGACAAAAUAGAUUCUAUGAUUAAAAAAAAUGAAGAUUUUGAUGCAGAUGUAACUUUUUCAGAUCCUGAAUUUUUUGAUAAAUUGCAAAAAUCGACUGAACAUGUUGAAGAACAAAUUAUAAAUGAAAAUAGUGAUAUAAUUCCUAAUUUAUUUACAUUCAAAUAUCUUGUUAAUUAUUAUUCGAAUGAUAUUACUUUUGUACAAAAAAAAAAAUAUUUAGAAUCAAAGCAUGGUGAAAAAAUGAUUAAAAUUUUAAAAAUAAAAAAAAAUAAAAAACAGAAAAAGAAAAGUAAUAAAGAUUCUAGUAGUAGUUUACAUACACAAAGUCAAAGGUCAUUGCCUGAUCAUAUCAAUUCAGAUAAGAAUGAAUAUACUAUUAAUUAUGAGGAUGAAAAAAAAAGUGAAUAUUCUAAAUCUUUGAAUAGCGUUCAUGCUUAUGAUAAUAUCAAUAAAAAUAUUUUUGAUACAAAUGUAGAACCCACUAAUUUUGCUGAUCAAACUAGCGUAGAAAUUAAAAAAAACGAACAUGAUAUUAAUGCUGAAGCUAGUGAGAAAAUAUGGGGAAGGACCUUAAAUGAAAUCAAACCAGAUAAUGAUCAGAGUAUUUCAUUUAAUAGUAUCCCUGAACAAUAUAUAAAUAAUAUUGAUGAUUUUUCUGUGAAUAAGGAAAUCGAUCAAGAUCAACAAGAUAGUGACAUUACCACAAACGACAAUGCAUUAGAACCCAAAAUAAUUGAAUCUGAGGAAAAUCCAGAGCAGAGCGAAAAACCGCACGAAAGCGAUACUCCUAGCGAACCCGAUGUAGAAGUUGAAGCGCCGGUAGAACCAGCAGAAUCAAAAAUAGCAGUAGAAUCAGAAGCAGAAAUAGAAUCUGAAGUACCAGCAGAACCAGAAGCAACAAUAGAUGCCGAAGUAGCUGUAGCAGUAGAAGCGGAAGCAGCAGCAAUAGAAGCUGAAGUACCAGCAGAAGAAUCAGAAGUAGCUGUAGCAGUAGAAGCAGCAACAAUAGAUGCCGAAGUAGCUGUAGCAGUAGAAGCAGCAGCAAUAGAAGCUGAAGUACCAGCAGAAGAAUCAGAAGUAGCUGUAGCAGUAGAAGCAGCAGCAAUAGAAGCUGAAGUACCAGUAGAAGAAGUAGAAGCUGAAGUACCGGCAGAAGAAGUAGAAGCUGAAGUACCGGCAGAAGAAGUAGAAGCUGAAGUACCAGUAGAAGAAGUAGAAGCUGAAGUACCAGUAGAAGAAGUAGAAGCUGAAGUACCAGUAGAAGAAGUAGAAGCUGAAGUACCAGUAGAAGAAGUAGAAGCUGAAGUACCAGUAGAAGAAGUAGAAGCUGAAGUACCAGUAGAAGAAGUAGAAGCUGAAGUACCAAUAGAACAAGAAGCAGCAAUAGAAGCUGAAACUGAAGAUGGAAAACAAAAUUCAAACGACGCCGAAGUUGCGAGCGUAGAAAAUAAGGCCUCUGAAAAUAGAGAAGCCAAUGAUAAAUAUAGUAAUACUAUCCAAGAAGUAGAAACCGCAACUAAUUCGGAAGCAGGAACAGAAAAAAGUUAUGAAACAAAAGGAUCCGAAGCCAAAAAAAAAAAAAGAACUUUGGGAUUUUUGAAAAAUAUCCAAAAGAAAAAUAAAGCCGAAAAAGAAUAA
Plasmodium berghei ANKA is the source of this 2169-nucleotide messenger RNA. RefSeq names its product conserved Plasmodium protein, unknown function. The transcript has a single exon. The coding region runs from base 1 to 2169 and encodes 722 amino acids. NCBI's taxonomy places the organism in Eukaryota, Apicomplexa, Aconoidasida, Haemosporida, Plasmodiidae. The record is from RefSeq and is a predicted model, not a curated record.